AUGGAUAUUGACGGAGGAAAUAGUGACGGGGAGGAGAGAUCCAGUGAAGGAACCUCGGAGGGUACCGUAGAUAACCGUCCCUUCAUUCUUCCUGAGGAUUGGGCCGUCAACAAAUUUUUGCCUGGGAUGAGUGGUAAAGUUUUUAGGGAGUUACGGAUCCGUUAUCAGAUCCCAGACCACAUCCCCCUCCGUCUCCCUAGAGAGGGUGAGAGGUGUUACUCCGGGCGGACAGCGGACGUUGGCAUGUAUGACGCCAUGUUUGCUGCCGGCCUGAGGUUACCGUUGACGGCUCUUCACCGUCAACUAGCUGACUUCCUUGGAAUAUCCGUCACCCAGGUUGCCCCAAACGCCUGGAGGACUUUUAUAGGAGCUGAAAUCCUGUGGGGCAGCUUUAGUGGAGGGCACCGUCAGCUUACACUCGGAGAAUUUUUUUAUUGCUAUAGGCCUCAUCACAUUGCCUCGUCUAAGGGGACUUAUCAUUUUAAUGCCCGAGAGAAAGGGCUACGGUUAGUGUCAGAUAUGCCUGACUCAAAUAGGAACUGGAAGAGUAGGUAUUUUUUCGUUGAGGGGACGGACUGGGUGUGCCGUCAGGAGGAGUGGGCGACGAUGCCCAGUGGUUACUUUGACAAUACCUGGGCCUUUGUCAAGGAUUCAGCUUAUACCCGUCCGCAUAUAACUGACGAGCAGGAGGAGUUCAUCCAUCGGAUUCUAGAAAUUCCUUUGGAGGACCGUAAGUGCAGGGAUUUGAUUACCCUUGACACCCUCCAUCUAUACUGUGGGGGCCCAAAUCCGUCAGCGGAAGCUCGUAGGUUGGAGGAGUUUGCGCGACGGCGUAAGUAG
Messenger RNA from Quercus robur (English oak), 840 nucleotides. RefSeq lists its product as uncharacterized. The transcript has 2 exons. Bases 1 to 840 code for a protein of 279 amino acids. NCBI's taxonomy places the organism in Eukaryota, Viridiplantae, Streptophyta, Magnoliopsida, Fagales, Fagaceae. The record is from RefSeq and is a predicted model, not a curated record.